AUGUCGAGCCAAUCACGCGGUAUUCCCGUACAGCACAACCCCUCGUCUACCAAUUACCGUCUCAUCGAGCUUCCCCCGGAUCUACAAAACAUUCUUGAGGCUGAAGACGCUCCCGUGCUUAGCAUUGAGUCUUCUGAUACAUCUGCUGUUAUCAAAACGCCCAACAAGACAUAUGCACUUCGUCAAAAGAACACAUCCAAUGCACUCAUGCUUAUCUCGCCCAUGACCUCAUCGUCUGAAGACGAGCCAAUUGGUCAGGGAAUUUCUAUAGUUUCCACGAUCAAGGAGACAAUAGAGCUAGAUGUCGUUCCUGAAAAGGCAACGAGCGCUCCAGGCAAGGGCAAGUGGCAUGAACGGUUCGGACGGAAUAGAUAG
This is a messenger RNA of Fusarium pseudograminearum CS3096, 375 nucleotides long. RefSeq lists its product as uncharacterized. Gene Ontology annotation, biological process: mitotic sister chromatid cohesion. Gene Ontology annotation, cellular component: Ctf18 RFC-like complex. Lineage: Eukaryota; Fungi; Ascomycota; Sordariomycetes; Hypocreales; Nectriaceae. The record is from RefSeq and is a predicted model, not a curated record. Bases 1 to 375 code for a protein of 124 amino acids. The transcript is spliced from 2 exons.